UAACUUAGCAUUCGUGAUACAUUUGCCUGAUACUCAAAAUUACAAAACAACCCUACCCUUCUUCCUCAUUAAUCAGAUUGUCAAGACGAACCCCUACGCAAAGCGGCGCACUGGACCUUUUGCAGCGGGGCACGAUACAUACCUUCGGCGGCGAUGGGAGUACCGGCGUUUUACCGCUGGCUAGCGGAGAAGUACCCAAUGGUCGUUGUUGAUGUUAUAGAGGAAGAAGCCGUGGAAAUUGACGGCAUUAAAAUUCCCGUCGAUACAAGUAAACCUAACCCUAAUCAAAUUGAGUAUGACAACCUUUAUCUCGAUAUGAACGGAAUAAUCCAUCCCUGUUUUCACCCUGAAGACCGGCCUUCUCCAACGUCUUUUAAUGAGGUGUUCCAGUGCAUGUUUGACUACAUCGAUCGGCUCUUUGUGAUGGUGCGACCUAGGAAAUUGCUUUAUAUGGCUAUUGAUGGUGUUGCUCCAAGGGCAAAAAUGAACCAGCAGCGAUCUAGGCGGUUUAGAGCAGCCAAAGAUGCAGCAGAUGCGGCAGCUGAGGAGGAGAGGCUUAGAGAGGAGUUUGAGAGGGAAGGCAGAAAGCUUCCUCCCAAACAAGAAUCACAAACUUUCGACUCAAAUGUCAUCACCCCUGGGACUGAAUUUAUGGCUGUUCUCUCUGUUGCUCUCCAGUACUAUGUUCACCAAAGAUUAAACAAUGAUCCUGGAUGGAAGCCUAUAAAGGUUAUCCUUUCGGAUGCUAAUGUUCCUGGUGAAGGGGAACAUAAGAUAAUGUCAUAUAUUCGCCUGCAAAGGAACCUUCCUGGUUUUGAUCCAAACACCCGCCAUUGCUUAUACGGAUUGGAUGCUGAUCUCAUCAUGUUGGCUUUAGCUACCCAUGAAGUCCACUUUUCGAUACUUAGAGAGGUUGUAUUUACUCCUGGACAACAAGACAAGUGUUUUCUUUGUGGUCAAAUUGGUCAUUUAGCAGCAACUUGUGAAGGAAAGGCAAAGAGGAAAGCUGGGGAAUUUGAUGAAAAAGGAAAUGCUGAGGUUGUGCCCAAGAAACCAUACCAGUUUCUCAACAUAUGGACUCUUAGAGAGUACCUUGAAUAUGAGAUGAGGAUUCCUAAUCCUCCUUCCAAGAUUGAUUUUGAGCGAAUAGUUGAUGACUUUAUCUUCAUAUGUUUUUUUGUUGGGAACGACUUUCUACCACAUAUGCCCACUUUGGAAAUACGUGAGGGUGCAAUUAAUUUACUGCUAGCGGUGUAUAAAAAGGAGUUUAGGAGCCUGAAUGGGUAUCUGACUAAUGGAAGCAAGCCAGACCUUAAGAAAGUGGAGCAGUUUAUUCAGGCGGUGGGGUCAUACGAAGAUAAAAUAUUUCAGAAAAGAGGGCGGUUGCAUCAGAGACAAGCGGAAAGGAUAAAACGUGAGAAAUCUCAAGCAAAAUCUCAAGCAAUGAGAGGAGAUGAUGCGGCACCACAAAUGGAACCGGACUCAUUAGUUCCAGUCGGCCGCUUUCAGGGAUCACGUCUUGCUUCUGGACCUUCCCCCUCACCAUACCAACCCCAUUCUCAGCCCCGACCACAAAAACUUGCACGCCUCUCCACCUCUUCUUCUGUUGGUGCUGCCAUUGUUCAAGCCGAGUCCAGUCUUGAAAAUGAUGUACUUGACAAUAAGGAAGAACUCAAAACAAAACUCAAGGGGAUACUUCGUGACAAGUCUGAUGCUUUUAAUUCUGACCAGCCGGAGGAAGAUAAGAUAAAAUUGGGAGUGCCUGGAUGGAAAGAGAGGUACUAUGAAGAGAAGUUCUCUGCAAGUUCCCCUGAAGAGCUUGAGGAAAUACGGAGAGAUGUUGUCUUAAGAUACACAGAAGGCUUGUGUUGGGUGAUGCAUUAUUACUACGAAGGUGUCUGUUCCUGGCAGUGGUUUUACCCAUAUCAUUAUGCGCCGUUUGCUUCUGAUCUUAAGGAUCUUGGAGAAUUAAACAUCAGUUUUGAACUCGGUUCCCCAUUCAAACCGUUUAAUCAACUGAUGGGCGUGUUUCCUGCUGCAAGUUCCCAUGCUCUUCCCGAGCAUUAUAGAAAGUUGAUGAUGGAUCCGGACUCGCCUAUUAUCGAUUUUUACCCAACAGAUUUUGAAGUCGACAUGAAUGGGAAGCGUUUUGCAUGGCAGGGAAUAGCAAAGUUGCCUUUCAUUGAUGAAGAUCGCCUUCUUGCAGAAGUGUCAAAAGUUGAGCAUACUUUAACGGAGGAAGAGGCUCGGAGAAACAGCACGAUGUGUGACAUGCUUUUUGUGGCAUUAUCACACACAUUAUCUCCAUACAUAUUCUCUCUAAACGACCGAUGUAAGCAGUUAUCCGCCAAGGAACGAGUUGAAGUCAAAGAACAAAUCGACCCACUCGCGAGUGGUGGGAUGAAUGGGUAUCUAUCCCUUUGUGGCGGAGAUCCCUGUCCUCCGAUAUUUAGCUCACCUGUUGACGGCAUGGAUGACAUCAUGGAUAAUCAAGUCAUAUGUGCUAUUUACAGACUGCCGGAAUAUCAUAACCAUAUUUCUCGACCACCUGCAGGGGUCAAACCACCAAAAAAGACGGUGACAGUGGAUGAUUUACAACCAGAGCCUGCUUUAUGGCAUGAAGAUUCUGGAAGAAAGCCCUGGGAGAACGGAAGGAGUGGGCAGAACAGGCAGCAUAACAACUACAACAAUAACAAUAAUAAUAAUUAUAAUAAUAAUAACCAGCACCAGCACCACCACCACCAAUCUGGGCGGCAGCUUGGAGAUGCUGCACAUCGACUUGUGAACAAUAGCUUACAAAUAAAGACAGAUAGAAGAAAUAGUCAUUAUCAUCAUCCAUACGAUCCACGCCCACCCCCUUUCCAUGCUGUUAGACCACCACCACCACCAGCAGCAUCCUAUCAUCACAACCAAAGUAGGAUGGUGCAGUCGCAAUCGGGCUAUCAUCCUUCUCCACAAUCACAUAACUAUGCCCAACCCCAACCUUAUGCUUCACCUGCCCAUGCCAAUUACAGUAGUAGUAGGUCAGUUUCAGAUCAUCAAACCCCUGGAUACGAAUACGAUCCACGUGUCACCCAUCAAACUCCACAUGCCGUUACUCAUUACUAUCCACCCCAGGGUUACAAUAACAGUGGUGGCUAUGGUGGUGCCGCCAAUCAGACUGCAGGAUGGGCAGCCGCUCGUGGGAAUCAGGGUGGCGACAGAGGAGGAGGAAGACAUCAUCAUGGCGGAGGCAACCAAUUCUCAGCAUUGAAUAGAAGACCCCCUCAUCGCCGUUAGAUAUGUAAUGUCUAUGUUUAUGUUUAUGUUGGAAUACAUAACAUAGAGAUAUGUAUCAUAUGUGUCCACUUAUAUCAAAUUCAUUCCAUAGGUUCAGCUCAGGAUAUUAGAUGAUUCCUCUCUAAUUUUUGUUGUAUUUAUACUUGCCUUUGAUGUUCCUUAUCUUUUUAUCGAAUUCACUAAUAAAACCCAGAAAAUCUUUAUUCCAA
Molecule: messenger RNA, 3488 nt
Organism: Lactuca sativa (garden lettuce)
Lineage: Eukaryota; Viridiplantae; Streptophyta; Magnoliopsida; Asterales; Asteraceae
Gene: XRN3
Product: 5'-3' exoribonuclease 3
Biological process (GO): nuclear-transcribed mRNA catabolic process
Cellular component (GO): nucleus
Molecular function (GO): zinc ion binding; RNA binding; 5'-3' RNA exonuclease activity
Source: RefSeq, a predicted model, not a curated record